CUGGAACUUUAGGUACUAGUUGUAGCUAGACUGCAGCGACCAUGUCGGGCUAUGCCAAGCCACGUACCAUGCCGAUGGGGCCACCUUUGCCUCUACAGGAGCUCUUGCCAGACAGAAUACCAGAGGCUCCAGCCCUUCCAGAAGCUUCUCCUCUUGGGGGCUUAACCUGUCCCUUAGGCCCAAAUGCGUCACCCACCCUUACGACGCCUCAGUGCAAUGGGUCAAACAUUUCACCCAAAGGCUUUGGCGAUGUCACGCCUUUUUCGGCUGCUUCGAACAAGCUUGGGGGGUUGAGCGACAUGAACGAGUGGGCCUGGGAAAUGGGCAGUCAAUGCAGUGUGCCUUCUGCAUGGUCGAAGCCUAGUACAGUUCACAGCAGUGUAAGCAAGCUGAGCUCAGCCACGGGUGAAGGGUUGAUUCCUGGACUGGUAGAUGGACAGCGGCUGUCGUCCGUGAAGCCCUGUGCAGUUCCAACUACAGGAGGAAAAGUUGUCGUCAGCCUCCGCAAAGAGGUACCUCAGGGCUUUUGGGAUAGAUUGGCAAUUUUCUUGGUGAAUGGCCCGGUGCAAAAAAGACUGACGCCAACAGGUGUCAAACGAGGCAAGAAACUUUGUCUGGAAGUUCCUUCAGGCAUGGAGCCAGGCGAUUACGACGUCCGAUUAGCUUUUGGAGAAAAAAUCAUUCAUGGUGCCAUACCACUGGCUGUAAGAGAUGGAGAUGAAGAGGAUGAUGAAGACUCUGAAGGGUGAGGCUGCGCGGCGUCGAGCCUGGCACGAAGUCCUCGUGAAAAAGCAAACUACUUAGCCUAGCUUCGAACAUCUUCGAACAUUUGCCGAUCUUCGUUAGAGAUGAUUUUAGACUUUAUCUCGC
Molecule: messenger RNA, 870 nt
Organism: Durusdinium trenchii
Lineage: Eukaryota; Dinophyceae; Suessiales; Symbiodiniaceae
Source: the annotation of a GenBank genome assembly